CAUUUGUCAUUUUUGACGGUCUUGGAAAAGGACUCCUUGGAAAUGAUUCUGUCCCUUUAAACGGUAGGCGUGGCCUCCUUACUGUCCUCCGCCUCUUAUGUAAAUCACAGCCUCUCCUUCUUUCCGUGAUAUAGCGCAGCAUUCGGUUUGUAUCCAUAGCUAACUCUAUCCUAACCAAGUCACGGCUUGUGGGAGGUAUAAGCCUAGUAGUCUACUUUCUCAUACAGUUUGGUGCGCAGGAAUCAAAUAGUGAGCAUUCAACCGGAAGCAACAGCUAAUUAUAGCGAGAGUAAUUUACUGCAAGAAGCUUCAGUUUCGCGGUGUUGGUCAGGCUACUCAUUAUAGGAAUUAACGAAGAAGACGCAAAGACGCUCCUUCGAUUUCACCAACGCGUAAGGGAGUACAUUUUUAUAUUCCCUUGUCUGGACGGAAGACUUCUAUUUGUAGACUAACGCCCACUAAUAGAAGACAGCCUCCAUCGCAGUGUUUCGGAAGUUUGGGUUGUAAAUACGCCUGUUGGUAAUUUAUUGAGGCUAGAUUUUGACCAGUAUUUCCUCUCUUCCUUGUCAAUGCUUUGUGAGAACGGGUGGUCGUCUACCGUAAAAAACGUAAGGCUAUUGAUAACGGAGAUAAGUGAACAGUUGAAGAGUGCGCUCCCACGCCUGCCCUGACCUCUAGAUGCCGGGUAUAAACUCCGACCCUCACUAUGAGUCCGGCUGGGAGAUGGAGUACGACCGCUAUCAACAUUACUUCUACGACGACCACGAUCCGGACGAGGAUUUCUUUAAAUCCACUGCGCCCAGCGAGGACAUAUGGAAGAAAUUCGAGCUAGUACCGACCCCGCCCAUGUCCCCUAUCCGGACUUUGGAGGGGGCAGCCGGGGUCGGGAUGGUCUGCCCUUCGCUGGGGGACAAACUCGAGUGGGUGUCCCAGUUUUUGGGUCAAGAGGACGAUCAGGAUGUGCCGUGUAAACUCAGUUCCGCCGAAGAGGCUUUUGGUAACCUGAGCUCCAUUAUCAUCCAGGACUGCAUGUGGAGCAGCUUCUCGGCGGGUAAACAGCUGGAGAAAGUUGUCGGGGAGCGACACGCUUCCUGUCCCGGGUCGGGGUCGACCAAACCGGCCCCGCAGCAGGUCGGAGCUGGCAUCAACACCACCGGGAGGGCGCAGUGUGUGACGAUGCCCAUGGACACGCCGGUUCCGGUUCUCAGUAGCUUGGCAACGGAUUGCGUGGACCCGGCUGCUGUUCUCACCUUCCCCCUGACCGGAGGACCGUUCAAGAAACCUGCGGUGUCCUCCGGUUCGGAAUCCCCCACAGACUCAUCAGAUGAUGAAUCCAGUGAUGAUGAUGAGGAGGAGGAGGAUGAAGAGGAGAUUGAUGUGGUGACUGUGGAACACCGGCAGUACAAGCCCCGGCGGCUGGCCAACGGCGGGCUGAACGUGCGGACGCCGGUGACCAUCGUGGUCGGAGUGGACCCUGUGGACCCGUGUAUGAAACACUUCCAUGUCUCUAUCCACCAACAGCAGCAUAACUACGCAGCUCCUUCCCCCGACACACACAAACAUCCCCCCAGGAAGAGGGUCCGACACGAGCCCCCCAGGAAGAGGGUCCGACACGAGCCCCCAAACUCUUCUCAUAACUUCUCAAACUCAUCUCACACCCAGCCACACCCAGGCCCCGCCUCAACCAAUCAGAACUCUGAGAGCAAACCACCUCACGUCGCAGUAGCAACGGCCGGUUCGGAGUCAACUGACGCCAACACACUCAUCCUUGCCUCCUCCCCCUCGAACUCUCCCCCAUCCUUCUCCUCCCACCACCUCUCCCCCUUGAAGUCAUACUCCCACUGCUCCCACCCCUGCAGCCCCCAGUCCUCCGACUGUGAGGACACGGACAAACGCAAGACUCACAACUUCCUGGAACGUAAACGACGCAACGACCUGCGUUCUCGUUUCCUGGCGCUGCGGGACAACAUCCCUGGCUUGGCAGAGUGCCCCAAGACGCCCAAGGUGGCCAUACUGAUACGUGCCACAGAGUACCUGGCGCAGCUGCAUUCUAGCGAGCGCCAGCGGGCACAGGAGAAACGGCAGCUGAAGGCCAGACGGCAGCAGCUACUCCGCAGGCUGGCACAGCUCAAACAAUGCCCCUGAACUCACUGACUCACUGACUGACUGGCAGGCUGGCAAAGCUCAAACAACAGCCCUGAACGUACUGGCAUACUGACUGGCAGCGACCUCUAGUCGACAGAAACCAGGACUAAAUGAAAACCAACUCUCACUAACUGGCAGGCUGGCAAGGAGAGAAGCCUAAGUAAUAUGCUUUGCUGAACCCUAUAUUAUAAACCAGGACUGAAUCAAAACCAGGGAUGGAUCUCAACCCUAUAUUAUAAACCAGGACUGAAUCAAAACCAGGGAUGGAUCUCAACCCUAUAUUAUAAACCAGGACUGAGUCAAAACCAGGGAUGGACCGGAGAGGAUUUUCUUGCUCUCGUUGGCCCAAUCCCAAAUGGAUCUCUUUAACCCUAUUCUUAAGUGGUUCAAGACCAGCAAGGACAACAAUGAUCAAGGGAAAGGACAUUAUGGGUAGUGUUGGGACGGGGUCGGGAACACACACACACACACACACACACACACACACACACACACACACACACACACACACACACACACACACACACACACACACACACACACACAGGAUGAGAUUAAGGAGCAAAGACACAAACGUUCACUUUGGGGAGUGGGUUAUAAUGUGGUGUUCGGGUUAUUUCUGUUGUUUGCACAUUUGCUUCAGAGUGAUUGACAGAGCAAUCAUCUGGUCAGGAAGGACAGUAAACCUGAUGUCACGUGAUUAUGGUUUUGUUAUUUGGGUGGGGGGGUGGGGGGGGUUCUGGGCUGGCAUUUUAUCUCCCUGUUAUAUCUACCAGAUUUAAUAAAGUAUGUAAAUAUUUAAUGUUAAUUCAUUUGUUGAUGAGAAGUUAUCAUGGCAUGUAGGCAGUGUGAGAUUUGAUUGUUAUGCAUGUGUAAAGAAUUAUUAUUAUUAUUAAGAUUAUCCCUCGCUACAGCCACAACGGCUCACAUUUAGUUGAUGUUGCCAUGAGAACAUCUUGAAAUUAUAAUCCCAAACUAAAUACAUUUUGAUCAACUCUGAAACUCAACAAUAUAUUUAUACUUUCAGUGCCAUUUUGAAGCUACCAGUCCAGUGACUAAUCCAUUAUUCUAUUGAUCAACAUGUUAGCCAUUUGCAAACAAUGGCAGUUUUAUUUGAAACUGACAGGAAAUGGAACAUCUGCUUGUCUAUCUUGACGUCGCCCCUAUAAUAUUUGCCAACCGUGCAUCUUAUUUCCUGUUAUUGUCUAAGACUGUAUGGUAUCAUGAGUGGAUCCAUCGAUUGUGCAUUAUGUCCAGAUUAGCCUGGCAAUGUACAUAGACUGUCGUGUGUGUGUGUGUGUGUGUGUGUGUGCGUGCGUGCAUGUCUCACUGUGUUACAUACUAGUAUCCUUCUGUACAGUCCCUAAUGAACCAAAACCAGAGCUUUCAGAUUUCGACCUAUUUUCUUUCCUGUUUCCUGACACUGGCUUAACUCGAAUCUCAAAAUGCUUAUAUUUUUGUUAGUAAAAAGGUUAAAUAAAUAAACAUUCAAAUAAUAACACUA
Molecule: messenger RNA, 3649 nt
Organism: Salvelinus fontinalis (brook trout)
Lineage: Eukaryota; Metazoa; Chordata; Actinopteri; Salmoniformes; Salmonidae
Gene: myclb
Product: MYCL proto-oncogene, bHLH transcription factor b
Exons: 3
Coding region: 679-2145 (488 amino acids)
Biological process (GO): regulation of transcription by RNA polymerase II
Molecular function (GO): DNA-binding transcription factor activity, RNA polymerase II-specific; RNA polymerase II cis-regulatory region sequence-specific DNA binding; protein dimerization activity
Source: RefSeq, a predicted model, not a curated record